GUCUGUCCAUGUCCCUGCCAUUUUUGGUGGCGCUCUCGCAGAGGGCGUUUUGUCGGUGUUGGGGGCCGUCUUGAAUCGAAAAUACCAGCGUCUUUUCUCCUCCGACCUUUUUUUCAACGUGGACCCUAAAUCCAUAAAAUUCCUCUCUUAGAGAAAAACACUCAAAAGAGGUGGGAAGAGGAUAACUUCGCUGAGGGCAGAGCAGAACGGUUGCCAGCCUACUCGGACCUGAUCGGGUUCGUGCUGUUCACCGUCAACUCGUGGCUGGUGCCGAGUGGCCUGCCGCCCUGGUUCUGACGCCCCCCGGACGACUAGACCGGCCCACAGUUGACAGACCGUCCUCGACGAAGCUCGUUUUGCUUUCCCGUCGCUAACCCACUUAACCCCGGAUGAAGCAGAUCUCUCCGCAGCAGGCGGCCGAGGUCAUGGUGGUGGAUGUCCCCGCCAUGACCCCGGCCGUCUGCCAACAGAUCGUCUCGCAAAUCUCUCAGGAAACUGAAGAGGCAUUUUACCUGUUUGAUGUGGGCGACGUCAUUCUAAAAUAUAAUACCUGGCUGGAGAAGCUCCCGCGCGUGACUCCGUUCUACGCGGUGAAAUGCAACAAUCAUCCGGUGGUGCUGCAAGUUCUCAACGCCCUCGGCGCCGGGUUCGACUGCGCCUCUAAGGGCGAGAUCCAGGCCGUGCUCGAGAUGGAUGUGGCCGCCAACCGCAUCAUCUUCGCCAACCCGUGCAAGCAGGCGUCGCACGUGCGCUACGCGGCCGCGCGCGACGUCGACCUCAUGACCUUCGACAACGAGGCCGAACUGCACAAGGUCAAGGCCAUCAUGCCGGAGGCCCGCCUGGUGCUGCGCAUCCGCGUGGACGCCGAGCGGGCGCAGUGCAUGCUGGGCGACAAGUUCGGCGCGGCGCCGGCCGACGCCCCGAGCCUGCUCAAGCUGGCCGUGGCGCUCCACCUGGACGUGGUCGGCGUCAGCUUCCACGUCGGCUCCGGCUGCCGCGAGUUCGCCGUCUACGACCGGGCCAUCCGCGCGGCGCGCGUCGUCUUCGACCAGGCGGCCGAACUGGGCCUGGCGCUGACGCUGCUGGACCUGGGCGGCGGGUUCGCCGGCGACCGCGGCCAGACGCUGGACGAGGCGGCGCGCCACAUCGGCGGCGCGCUCGACGCCUGCUUCCCGGCCGGCUGCGGCGUGCGCGUCAUUGCCGAGCCCGGCCGCUACAUGGUGGCUUCGGCCUUCACGCUGGCCACGCAGGUGACGUCGGUGCGACGCCGGUCGGACGCCGUCGACUACUACGUCAACGACGGCGUGUACGGCGCCUUCAACUGCGUCCUGUACGACCACCAAGUGUGCCGUCCGCGCCCGCUGCAGGAUGACGCGCCGCCGUCAGGUCCGCCGGCCACGAUCUGGGGCCCCACCUGCGACUCAAUGGACCAACUCUGCGAGGGCCAGCUGCUGCCGCCGCUCCAGCCCGGCCACUGGCUCGUCUGGGACAACAUGGGUGCCUACACCCUGUCGGCCGCCGGCACAUUCAACGGCUUCCCGCGCGCCAGCGUCUGUUGCGUCAUCACGGCACCGCUCAGUGAGGCGGUCCGUGCGGCCGUCGGUCCGCUCUCGCCGAUGCCGGAGCCCGCCAUCCAGCCGACCCAGCUGCCGGCCGAGCAGUGUGUGGCCGAGAACUGAGUCCAGCGUGGCUCAGCGUACCCAGCGGUGGGCGGUGGCCUGUAAAUGCCCAGCCGCCAACAACCGGACAAUCUACGUUAUCACCACGCUCUUAGUAAUCUCGAUGUGCACGGGUGCUUCUGCUGAGCGGCGCGUUUAAAGGGCUCGCGACGGCGCCAUUCAAGCUUCAACCGAGGACCUCCGGUGACUGUGGGCCGGUCCACUGGUAUGCUACUCAUGAUUUACUCUGCGCUAUCGCCGCGUGUGGUCCGUGGAAUACACUGGACUGGGUA
Molecule: messenger RNA, 1951 nt
Organism: Pollicipes pollicipes
Lineage: Eukaryota; Metazoa; Arthropoda; Thecostraca; Pollicipedomorpha; Pollicipedidae
Product: ornithine decarboxylase
Exons: 9
Coding region: 390-1679 (429 amino acids)
Cellular component (GO): cytoplasm
Molecular function (GO): ornithine decarboxylase activity
Source: RefSeq, a predicted model, not a curated record